ACUAUAUAUAAGACACCAACGAGCAGUGUUUUUAGAGCGACUCACAUCAUUCUAUUAUAACACAACACAGAAAAAUAACACACACAAAGGGAAAAAAAUACGAGAAAGAAAAUUGACAAAACAAACUAUAACUUUAAAUAUAUAUAUGAUAUUUAUAUAUAAAUAGUAAGAAAGUAAAAAAAAGAGAAAGGAAGAAAAGUACCCCUAUAAACUGUUGCUCCACUUCUCCUCUUCAGUCGUCACCAAUAUCUAGAAGUCGAAGCAGAAGUAGAAGAGAAAGAAGAAACAUAGAGAGAGGAAGAUAGAGAGAGAAAAAGAGGCACAGGCAGUGGUUGGUCCGUGAUCCUGAAAAACUAAUAUCACACCAUAGUGGGUUGACAUUUGCUGUGAGUGUCUUCCUGGCAGCUAGGGCAGAGAAAUGCACAGUCUACAUUGGUAGGACAUUAAAAUAUACACACCAGACUGUUCAUUUACAAAGUCGUGUAAUAGAGAAAAGGGGGAAGAACGACAGAAAGAAAAAGGAAAAAAUUAAAAAUUAAAAAGUAAACAAAGGAAAUAAAAGGGAAAAAGGGAAAGAAAAUUCACAUCGACAAUGCUCUUCUCUGUAGUUGUGACGUACCAAUUAAGAUAAUCUUUUGCACUUCAUGCAUGGAGGACAGUGAAUAUAUAUCCAAAUCCAGAAUGAGUUUAACAAUUCUCACAGUACUGCUUGCAUUAGAAGCUUGCAUGAUGUCAACGGCGGAAGCGAUUAGACCAAAUUCCAAUGACAUCAGUCCUGUAGAUGCUUGUCUUUAUUACUGCAGUGAAUGUUACAAGGACGAUGGUAAGAAAAUGAUGCAAUGUGCCAACGGUGUUUGUCCACAUGCAUCCACGUCCGCGCACGAUUUCCUGCAACUCCUCAACAACAAUGACUGCAGUGUUGAUGUCGUGUCUAACCGUCUGUACCGUCAAAACUACUUUCAAUAAGAUGAAGUAAUAGCACCCUCUAAAUUUCAAUUUUAAUAUUGUGCUU
Molecule: messenger RNA, 1012 nt
Organism: Octopus bimaculoides (California two-spot octopus)
Lineage: Eukaryota; Metazoa; Mollusca; Cephalopoda; Octopoda; Octopodidae
Source: RefSeq, a predicted model, not a curated record